AUGUUUCAGAGCCUCACCAUCCCCUCGGAUAUUCUUGAAAGUAAGAUCAGGGACAAAGAUAAAAAAGAAUAUGAAGGCCUUCAAUUAUAUCACCAAAUGGCCGAAUCAACUAGAAAUAAGAAUGGCACGCUCUAUCUCGCCCGAAUGGACGUCAUUCAUGUAACGCUAACUUCUCAGAUAUCGAAAACCAUCGGCGAGAUCACGAGAUAUUUUAGAGCCUGCUCGGAGAUACUCGCAAAUUUUCACAACCUCCAAACUGUGAGGAUAAACUUAGACUUCCCAGAAGAGAUCCUAACUCCGAUUCCGGACUUCCAAGACCGUUUAUUCAAUGGACUCUUCACACACCUAUCUAUCCAUUGCCCUAAAUAUACGUCUAUUAUGGGACUAUCUAUCAAUAUCGGUAUCGGUGUUGAUAUAUUAGGAAAGUUUCCCAGAGCAGAUUACUUCUCUCGCGGGAUAGAAGACCAGGAGAACAGGCAGUUUCUUGGCCUGGAUUCCAAAUCCAAACUUUCCCCCCCAUACCCCCCAUCUCUCGAGAUAUUCGACAUAAAAAGCAAAUUUUCCACAACGGGGCACAGCUAUACUUCUUCCUUUGAAUUUUCAACUACCCUCAAAGGAUUCCUCUAUAGCCUCUCGCUCAUCCAAUGCUCCGGUGCUACCCUUCGCACGAUCGACUUCGACAUGAACCCUUGGGCCCUCGAAGCCAUCUUUUGGGGGAGAAUAUGGCUACACCUCCCAUCCAACAACAUCACAUUCCCCCUCGUCAAAUCCAUAUCAUUAAACAUCAAGUCCCUACCUGCUCUACAAGACUCCAAAUCCAUUUUACCAAAACUCACAGCCCAAUUCCCAAACAUCGAAGAAGUGAGUAUCUCCUACGAGCGGGGGCCCAGCCGCAAUAUUAAAGAUUAUCACUCCUACUUCGAAAAUCUCGCGGAGAUACCCGGUAUCCGCAGACUACGGACCUACUGGCCAAUAUCAGAAUUUGUAGUACGAUCUAAAUAUGACCUGAUGGGAGCGAAUGAGUUAAUCAACUUGACCAGAUGUUUCGCGGUGGACUAUAAGUUGCACCAUCUUGAAGAGGUAAUUUUUACUCAUGACGAUUGGGCGGCAAGACACGAUAGCUACCGGGGUAGGAAAAGGUAUAAGGCUAUCGCCUGUCGUGUUAAUAGAGACGAUUACGGGUGGAUGGAAAUCAAAGUUGGAGAGGAGUUUCGAGAGGUAGGACGCUUUUUCGACCGUUGUAAUUAA
Messenger RNA from Orbilia oligospora ATCC 24927, 1248 nucleotides. RefSeq lists its product as uncharacterized. The record is from RefSeq and is a predicted model, not a curated record. Lineage: Eukaryota; Fungi; Ascomycota; Orbiliomycetes; Orbiliales; Orbiliaceae. The transcript has a single exon. The coding region runs from base 1 to 1248 and encodes 415 amino acids.